Molecule: messenger RNA, 330 nt
Organism: Drosophila subpulchrella
Lineage: Eukaryota; Metazoa; Arthropoda; Insecta; Diptera; Drosophilidae
Exons: 2
Coding region: 10-330 (106 amino acids)
Source: RefSeq, a predicted model, not a curated record
AAUCCGCAGAUGAAUGGAUGUGGUGAAAGUAUUCCAAUCAAGAAAACCAUUGGGAAGGAGGUUGCCGAGAGGCUUUUCACCUUAAUGGACAUCCUGCCGGGUGUGUCCUCGCAAAGAAAAACCAUUACAAAUACGAUCUCCGACGAGCUCUCCAUUGGGGAAUUGCUGGACUCCACCAGCAUCAGCUACUUGGCAGCUAAGACGGAGCUGGAAGGGCCGCUGUCUUCUGUAGGGUGGAGUAGAAAAAGGACGCCCGCUGCAGCAUCAGCGGAACAACCCCGAUCCCAACCCGGCUCCCACUCUCAUAAGGCUCAUAUGGCAUAUUGGUAA